Symbiodinium natans is the source of this 1038-nucleotide messenger RNA. Lineage: Eukaryota; Dinophyceae; Suessiales; Symbiodiniaceae. The record is from the annotation of a GenBank genome assembly.
AUGACAAGGUUCACAGCAGCCAACGACCAGCGGCUUAGCGCACACUUCCGCACAGCCUUAGAACGAUGCGUGAGCUCGUACAAGACGCGGAAGACCAACUUAGCGAUGCCGGUGCUCCUUGCCACACUUGCGUCGGAGUCGGACCUCACGGCAGAGCACAGGCAGCUGGCAGCAAGCGUUCGGGAGAUGCUCGAUGAGCAGGGACCGGGGCUCGGAAAGUUCGGAAAGCACAUCCACACCUUGAAGGAACUUUCCAUAACUUUCCAGUGUUCCGUAGGAUUUGGCAGCAAAAGCAGCACCUUUACCUUUGAAGCUAGCCGUAGCGGCGAUAACGUUGAGGAUACCGAUGCGCACCGUGGCCUGGAAUCAGUUCUGGACGAAGGUUUCGUGCACAUCAAGCAAAAGAACAUCGAGCUUUGGAAGGUCCACUCCGAUGAGGCAACGCGUUGUGCAUUGAAGGAGAAUCAGGCUGCUGAAAAGAACUGUCGAUAUUUCUGUUUAUUUACUCGGGUUCCGAUGGUGCACAAAGCCAACUCCCGCAAACACCUGCUUCACUGCCUGUCAAGAUCCAGUACGGGAACCCGGAUGUCGCAAAGCAUGCAGAACCAGGUUUUCGAGGAUUGGUACAACAAGGACUUGGCCCAUGAUGCAGCUACUGUAUGGACCAACUUCUACCUUUUCCUCGGUACACCGAUCAUAGGCAGGCUCCGAAGAGCCACCUCGUUUUGUUCUUUGUUCCUUUGUUGCAGCCAUGAUUUGUUCUUCAGAGCUGAUCGGUCCCUUUCCUGCAAGGGAUCCUGGUCUUGUGCUUCAUCAGCGGUUGUGGACGCUCGUUCAGGCAGACGACUGAGUCGGACUUUUUUGCCGUACGUUGAAAAUUUGUUACACCUAUCUCUAUAUAUAUAUGUAUAUAUUUAUUUAUAUUUAUUUAUAUCAGCGGCCGCUCCCAAACUGUCCGCAGACUUCAACUUAGCCCGGCUUUUGAUGGAAAGCGUUAAAACCCACCAUCGAUGCAAUAGUACAGCGAAACGCCUUUAA